This is a messenger RNA of Diospyros lotus (date-plum), 1145 nucleotides long. RefSeq lists its product as uncharacterized. Gene Ontology annotation, cellular component: nucleolus. The transcript has 6 exons. Gene Ontology annotation, biological process: maturation of SSU-rRNA from tricistronic rRNA transcript (SSU-rRNA, 5.8S rRNA, LSU-rRNA). Lineage: Eukaryota; Viridiplantae; Streptophyta; Magnoliopsida; Ericales; Ebenaceae. The record is from RefSeq and is a predicted model, not a curated record. The coding region runs from base 339 to 878 and encodes 179 amino acids.
UUUAAGCUGCAAAUUUGCAGAGCAAUUUCAGGCCUGCUGAAGGUUUGGAACAGCUAAAGAGAGACCCAUUGCCGCCGCCGCCUCGCUGGAGUGUCCGCUGCCUCGUCGCCGACCGCCGCUGUAUCCUCCAUCUCUGACGUCGCCGCCGCCUCUGUCGCCGUCGGCGCGUCUUCUCGCCUCUCACCGCCGACCCGUCUAGUGACCGACGAAGUUCAAAUCAUCUGUCAAAACCGUCUAUCCUUAGCUUGGUACUAGUACCCGAUAGGUACCCAUUAUUCAAGGGGGAUUGGGAUGGGGUAAUGAACAAAAUACCUUAAGGUCAAACAAUUCAUUCAGAAAUGUCUAAGAAAACGCAAAUGGGAAGACAUGGAGAAGGAUCAGCAACAAGAAGUUAUAUGGACUUCAUGGGCCAGAAAAUGGACAUCAAAUCCAUUAUGAAAGAUAUCGAGUUUUUGGGAUCAUCACAUAUGACAUGGAAAGAGAGGAAGGAGUUAGAGAAUAGGAAGGUUGCUGCGCUUGGUGGGAAGCCUCCCAAAAGGCAGAGGUUACCGCUUAGUGUAGCAAGAAUACCAAUGAAGAAACAGAAAGAAAGGGAGCAGAAAAUGCGAGAAGAGAGUUUGAUACUUGGACGAUUUGGUGGGAAGCUUGCCACUUGUUCUAAAAAAGCAACCGAGAAGCUCAAGCCGGAGGACAAGGUUCUGAAGCCGACGGAAGGUCGUUUCAGAAACGGUGUUCUGGAUGUGAAACAUCUGUUACAGCCGGCUGGACCGAGAAAAAACGAUGGCACCGGAUAUGUAGCUUACAACAAAGGAAAGAAGAAAAGGAACAAUACAAAGAACCAGGGAAAGAAGAAGGGUGGCAAGAGAAAGCGUCACUGAGAACGCUAACAGAAACCAUUACAUGUUGGGAGUUCUUUGUAAGCUUAACGGAAACUCGUAAUUUGAUUUUCCUUGAGAAUUGUGCUGUUUCGUGAACUGUUCACGAAAACAGAUGUCAAAUCCAAACCCUAAUGCCUAAAGUUUGUAUCUUGUUUAGUUGGAUGGAAUGGGGCAUGAGGGAACGAGGAAGGGAAUCUAAAAAGUGUGUUUAAUUGCAAAUAACCUGAGAAUGGAAUGGACCGAUUCAAUUGGUCUUUUAUUAGUUUA